Messenger RNA from Symbiodinium necroappetens, 612 nucleotides. NCBI's taxonomy places the organism in Eukaryota, Dinophyceae, Suessiales, Symbiodiniaceae. The record is from the annotation of a GenBank genome assembly.
AUGGCCCGGCUUGGUCCCCGCGCCUCUUUCCAGACUGCGAGCUCACUGGGCUCCGAGGUGGACUCGCAGGUCGAGUUCAUCUCUUUGGCGCUGGAACGACCUAACAGCCCAUCCUCGGGCACGGCAUUGAGCACGCACUGCGAAACGCAAGUCUGCAACGUGCAGCUGCUGGAUGAGGAAGAUAUCUACUUCCGUGUCAAUCUGAGAGAUGCGGAGAUGAGGCCCAUUCCCAUGUUGGUCACGAGAUCUACAGAGACGCAGACUGACUACUUGGACGCAGGAACCCGGACCGAAGCGACCCAGACGGAACUGGAGGCGUGGAGCCCUCUUGCGGAGCAGGUCACCCCAGCUGCGGCCGACCCAUAUGGCCGUGGAGAGUCAGGAGACGCAGCCGCCGGGUGUGUCGCCUUCCCGGAUAAGGCCGAGCAGAUCUUCGCAAAGCUGGACGCGGAGGGAGGCGAGGAGACAGAAGGAUGGAAUGGAAGUCCAGGGGGCGAUGGCAUUGGAGCUGAUGAGGCUGACGAGGUGAUAGUGGCAGAAAAUGUGGAGGCCAACGAUGGCCCGUCUCCUGACGACAUUUUGGUGCAGACAUCGCUUGUGACCCACAUGGAG